This is a messenger RNA of Serpula lacrymans var. lacrymans S7.9, 1740 nucleotides long. RefSeq lists its product as uncharacterized. The record is from RefSeq and is a predicted model, not a curated record. The transcript has 5 exons. NCBI's taxonomy places the organism in Eukaryota, Fungi, Basidiomycota, Agaricomycetes, Boletales, Serpulaceae. The coding region runs from base 137 to 874 and encodes 245 amino acids. Gene Ontology annotation, cellular component: cytosol; preribosome, large subunit precursor; nucleolus. Gene Ontology annotation, molecular function: ribosomal large subunit binding. Gene Ontology annotation, biological process: ribosomal subunit export from nucleus; assembly of large subunit precursor of preribosome; maturation of LSU-rRNA.
GUUAUCGCACCCUUCAUUCGCAGAAACAUUUUCUGCAACCGUCUUAGCAUCUGUACUGUACUGUACAUUACUUUAUCUUCUCAUCUCAAGUUACAUCAAAGCAAACCCAAGCGUAAAAAGAUCAUCCCCAAUAGUCAUGGCUACACGUAUACAAUUCGAAAACAGCAGCGAUAUCGGUGUAUUCGCAAAACUCACCAACACAUACUGCCUAGCUGCCAUACAGGGCAGCACCAACUUUUACUCCGCUUUUGAAAGCGAGCUGGGUGAUGUUAUCCCCAUCAUCCAUACAUCCAUCGGCGGAACCCGUAUAAUAGGACGAUUGACGGCUGGCAACCGACACGGUCUCCUCGUACCAUCUACAACCACCGAUCAAGAGCUACAGCAUCUGCGCAAUGCUUUGCCCGAUGCCGUCGCGAUCCAACGUGUCGAAGAACGUCUUUCAGCCCUCGGAAAUGUCAUUGCCUGCAACGACUACGUCGCCCUCGUCCACCCCGAUGUCGACCGCGAGACCGAAGAGAUCAUCGCAGAUGUACUAAAAGUAGAAGUUUUCCGCCAGACGGUCGCUGAUAAUGUCCUCGUGGGCAGUUAUAGCGCGAUCACGAAUCAAGGAGGACUAGUCCAUCCUAAAACAAGUAUUCAGGACCAGGAUGAGCUGAGUAGCUUGUUGCAAAUUCCACUAGUUGCUGGAACUGUGAAUCGUGGUUCAGAUGUUAUUGGCGCGGGUCUAGUGGUAAAUGACUGGUGUGCAUUUACAGGCCUGGAAACAACAGCAACGGAAAUAAGUGUCAUCGAAGCUACCUUCAAGCUGCAAGGACAAGAAUCCACAGCAGUCAUUGGAGAGAUGCGCGAUUCCCUUAUCGACAACUGGGCAUAACCACAGACCACCCUUAUAUCCUAAUUCUCAAGCUGAUACCUCCGUCUCCAUCCACCAAAUUCAACCUUCAUUAUCAGAGAGCAACCUCUAUCCAUCUUGGGCUGGCGACGCACACACUUGUAUCCCUACAUUGCUGGACUAGAUUCGCAUCUAAUAAAGCAUGACAAAAAUGACAUUGCAGCAGUCGUACACUUCAUUGCGCUAAAAAUACACAUUUUAUCCCAUUAAUGUUAAGGUAAAAAAAGACCACGUCGCAUCACAGCCUAAACAUGCAGCACACCUGUCGGUUAUGCUACACAAACUUCAAGGCUUUGGUUUAGUUCUAAAUUUGGAGUGAAAGAAUCAACCAUCUUUUCCAGUAAACGAUUGAGAUCAUGUUCGUCAGUUUUCGUACCGCCUGAUGAGCUAGAAUUGGUGUCGUUGGUAUCGUUGGCGUCAUGGACUCGUCGUGUCUCCGACGACGAAGUGUCCCCCUCACUGAAGCUGCUUUCUUCCGCUGUAACGUCUCCAUCGACAUUCUCCCUUCUUGACUCCAGUUCUCGCUCCUCCUCCUCGUCUUCUUCUGUGAUAACAUCUUUUGCUCCUGAGCCACCGACAAAAGUUUCCUCCGAAUCAAAUGCCUGUUUUUCGUUGUGUUCUAUAAUUUCGGAUAGGAUGCUCUGCUCCAGGCUUUCAAUUCCACAAAAGCUAGCUCCCCUUCGUGCCCGCUUCUUCUCUCUAAGCCUUGCUAAACUUUUGCGCCUCUCCUCCAUCCACGCUUCUUCGUCAUCUUCGGACAUCAGUUGCAGAGACCGCCCAGUGGUCCCGACCCAUUCCUCGCAACGCGCUAACACAUCAAUAUUUGCAGCAGCAAGGACAUCCACUAU